Desarmillaria tabescens is the source of this 1047-nucleotide messenger RNA. Its product is annotated as developmentally regulated GTP-binding protein. NCBI's taxonomy places the organism in Eukaryota, Fungi, Basidiomycota, Agaricomycetes, Agaricales, Physalacriaceae. Gene Ontology annotation, biological process: cytoplasmic translation. The coding region runs from base 1 to 1047 and encodes 348 amino acids. Gene Ontology annotation, cellular component: cytoplasm. The record is from RefSeq and is a predicted model, not a curated record. The transcript is spliced from 17 exons. Gene Ontology annotation, molecular function: GTPase activity; GTP binding.
AUGGGUAUCGUUGAAAAGAUCAAGGAAAUCGAGGCGCAGAAGAAUAAGGCCACGGAGUACCAUCUGGGCUUGCUGAAAGCCAAACUUGCUCGCUAUCGUGCACAGUUACUCGAGCCGGCUUCAAAAUCUGGGCCUGCUGGUACAGGAUUUGACGUUCAAAAGUCUGGAGAUGCUCGAGUUGCCUUGAUCGGUUUUCCAUCGGUGGGAAAGUCUACACUACUCAGUAAACUUACGCAUACGGCAUCAGAAGCAGCAGCAUACGAAUUUACAACCUUGACGGGCGCGCGUAUACAGCUCCUUGAUCUUCCUGGAAUUGUCGAAGGCGCUAGUCAAGGUAGAGGACGUGGUCGACAGGUCGUGUCAACGGCAAAGACCGCAGAUCUCAUUUUGGUUAUGCUCGACGCCACCAAGUCAGAGGAACAACGACGACUCUUAGAAAUCGAGUUAGACGCCGUAGGAAUAAGACUCAACAAGAAGAAGCCAGAUGUCGUAUUCAAGAAACGUACAACAGGCGGUUUCACGUCCACCGUUAAACUGACGAAAACUGACGAGAAGACUAUCCGAACGAUUCUUGCGGGAUAUAAACUUCACAAUUGUGAUGUUAUGAUCAGAGAAGAUAUAACAACUGACGAAUUCAUUGACGUUCUUAUUGGGACCCGCAAAUAUAUUCCAUGCCUGUAUGUCUAUAACAAAAUCGACUCCAUCAGCCUAGAACAAGUCGACAAGCUUGCACGAACGCCUCACACGGUUGUCAUUAGUUGUGAGAUGGAUCUCAACUUGACAUUCUUGGUCGAGAAAAUUUGGGAUGAACUUGGGAUGGUGAAAAUAUACACUAAAAAACGUGGCGACCAUCCAGAUCUCAAUGACCCCAUUUGUUUACGGAAGGGAUCCACGAUCGAGAAUGUUUGUAAUGGCGUUCAUCGGUCACUUGCACCAAAUUUCCGAUACGCGUUGGGAAAGUCUAGCAAAUUCAAUCCCCAUGCACAGAAGGUCAGUAUUACGCACUCGGUCCAAGAUGAAGAUGUCGUUUCCAUUUUCACGAAGUAA